This is a messenger RNA of Loa loa (African eye worm), 912 nucleotides long. RefSeq lists its product as hypothetical. The transcript is spliced from 4 exons. NCBI's taxonomy places the organism in Eukaryota, Metazoa, Nematoda, Chromadorea, Rhabditida, Onchocercidae. Bases 15 to 806 code for a protein of 263 amino acids. The record is from RefSeq and is a predicted model, not a curated record.
UUGUAGGCUUGGAAAUGACUGCGAUGAUUUUCCGACACGAAAAACUACACACUGAUUUAUUCCAAUGUUUAUGGCUACCCAUGAGUACUACACGACUGUGCAGCACGGCUGCUACCGAACCUUGCAAUUCACGGCGCGAUUUAUACCAAACCCUUGGUGUUGAAUCAUCUGCUACGACAAAAGAAAUCAAAGCAGCUUACUACCAAUUGUCAAAGAUUUACCAUCCAGACAGACACGAUGGUAAAGAACAGAAGAAUUUGGCCGCCGAGAAAUUUUUACAGGUAACAGAAGCAUACGAAGUUUUAUCAUCCGAUGAAAAACGGAAAGCUUAUGAUAAGAAGUGCCAAGAAAAUUGGAUGCAGACACCAACGGGGAGUUGGCCGAUGCAGAUGAAAGUGAAAAAGAGCUUUGAGGAUUUGGGAUUAGAUUACAAAACCUUCGAAGAUUUUCAGCGUAGUGUGAAUACUAGGAAACAACAGGCUAGACACGAUCACUGGCAAAUGCCUGAUGAAUUUUUCGCUCAUUUCGAUAGUCCCCGUGAAUUCACUAAUACUUUUCGUCCACGAACAGCAACUUAUUUUACCUACAGUUACAAAGAUCCGAUGCAGCGACAGCGUGAGAUGAGAGAAUGGCAAAUUUUAAAGGAAAUUGAAGAAGAAAAACGAAAAUCUAAAUAUAAAACACCAGCCUUUAUGGUGAUGGAGGGGGAACGAAGAAAACAAGAGCUAAGGGAAAAAAGAACAACCAAUAUUUUACUUCUUGUUUUUGGAUGUGUGUCGAUAUUAACCUAUAUCCGCUUAACGUAGGAUACUACAAUGCUGUAAACCGUAGAAAAUAUAAAUAUCAAGUUGAGAUAAAGUUAAAUUUUCUGUCCUCAAAACUUUUACAAAAUUUUCUUCACAGAACUUCCGC